AUGUCUGGUUUCUCACAAUCCGAUACCAGGGAUAUGAAGGACAGCAGCAGUGAACCAGCUAAUCAGAAGCCGAGAAUGUCUGUGCCUGGCAUUGAUCCAGUUGAGACGAAGAGCACGUCUAAGGCUGUGGGCUACUUAAACGCAGAGCAGGAACUGGGUCGCCUUGCUACAAUGACGUUCAUCGUAUUUCUACACUUGGUCUGCUUGUCGUUACAUAUGAUCAAAGCUUCGCUACACAUAACGUCACCUGGAGACUGGAAGUUCAUCAACACCUCCCGGUAUGGCGUCGACAUCAGGUCGUGCACGACGCUUCCACUCCAGAUCAAGACCUGUGACCAGGCACAUGUGUGGUUUGGGGACGGAACACCCACCAACUCCUAUGAGAUUGGCACCUUUUCGAGGGGAGAGACCGGAUUCAGACAGUGUAGUGAAUGUUACAGCACACAGAUAUUCUUCCCAAAUCCACGAGGCAUACACUGCGAUGAAUUCAGGUGGUUCUGGUUCCAGUGGGGUGAAGGUCGUCUGAAGUUCGGUGAAAGUCGCACUGUUGGCUUGCAGCUGGUGUUUGAUGAACCAAUCAACAGACCCAUUGAGGUGUUCAGUGUGUCAUCAUAUGUAUAUACAGUGGAGUACAUUCUGGGUGAAGGGUAUGAGUCGCUGUAUGGAGUAGCUAGCAGAACUGGAAGGUACUCCGAUGGGCUGUUGUACGAGACCAAGGCUUGGAGUGGCUUACACUGUGGCACACAGUGUCAGGCACACGGACACUGCCACAUGUAUAGCUACAACAAAGAACAGGCUGUCUGCGCCCUCUACAACAGAGACAUGUCAUCAUUCAGCAUGACAUCUGUAAAUGGAUGGGUUUCGUACCAGCUUCGUUAUUGUGACUGA
Molecule: messenger RNA, 888 nt
Organism: Haliotis rubra (blacklip abalone)
Lineage: Eukaryota; Metazoa; Mollusca; Gastropoda; Lepetellida; Haliotidae
Exons: 5
Coding region: 1-888 (295 amino acids)
Source: RefSeq, a predicted model, not a curated record